Messenger RNA from Etheostoma cragini (Arkansas darter), 3544 nucleotides. RefSeq names its product thioredoxin domain containing 11 (gene txndc11). The coding region runs from base 3 to 2852 and encodes 949 amino acids. The transcript has 14 exons. The record is from RefSeq and is a predicted model, not a curated record. NCBI's taxonomy places the organism in Eukaryota, Metazoa, Chordata, Actinopteri, Perciformes, Percidae.
AAAUGGCCGACAGCACUUUAUGGUCCUUCCCUUACGUCUUUGUUGCGGAAGUGAAAAGUCUACGUGGGGAAGAAAGGUCGGUCGAACCAGUCCUCCUCUCCACCCCCUGUUUGGCAAAUGGACGCUUAGAGCAGCGGCCGGGGCGUAUAAAUGGGACAGAGAGCCGACGCCAGGCUGUAAUGCUGCGCCGGGUGCGGCAGUCUCUCCGGCAGGUGCUGUUUCUAAUGGCACGGAGACCGGGUCUACUCUGCGGGACUCUCGUGCUCGGCGUCCUGCUUGUACUGGCCGUCAAGUUCACGUGCAGCCGUGCUAAGAAUGUGGUGGCAGCAGCUCGGCCUUCGGUGCGGUUUUUCUCUGCCGAGGCCCCAGUAGUGGACCUAUACUUGGGUCAGCUGGACCAGGUGGAGCGUCUCAGGAGUAUGGCAGAGGUAUCUCUCAUCUUCUUCUAUGCACCAUGGUGUGCUCACUCGAUGGCUGCCCGGCAGGAAGUGCAGCAGGUGGCUAAGAAGCUGGCCAAACAGGUGCAGUUUGUGGCUGUUAACUGCUGGUGGAGUCAUGGGAAAUGCAGGAAGCAACACCGCUUCUAUCAGUACCCGAUCAUCCAUCUGUUUUAUAGAAGGUUUGGGCCUAUAGAGUACAAGGGUCCAAUUGUGGCUCCGUAUAUUGAAAGUUUUGUCCUCCGAGUCAUCACACCGCUCACUUACCUCCCAUCAAGAGCCACACUCAAAGAGUUCCUCUCUUAUCAUGAGCCUCGAGUAGUGGGCUUCUUCCAGUUUAAUUCCUCUCCUCAGCCGCCGGGGUACACAACAUAUUUGUCCUCUGCCCUGCAGGCCCUUAAAAGGGACUUCCGUGGUGUUGUACGUUUCGGGGUCGUGACUAACAAACAGGUGGCAGAAGCCAUCUCAGUAAAAGAAGAUGAAACAGUUUACCUUUACAGAAGAUUUAAGUCCUCUUUGAUUUUCCCUCGAAGGGAACGCAACUUUACAUCAGAGGCCAUCUGUAGCUGGGUGUUUGAACACCUUGAGACCGUCCUCCAGUGGUUGCAGCCUCCAGGAACAAAGUCCCGUCUCCUGGAACAUGAGCUCACUAAAGGUCCAGCACUACUGCUGUUCCUGCCGCACAAUCCACUCGGGUCCAAACUUAGCCCCAUACUACAGCAGGUUGCAGACAUUGCUGUGCGUUAUCAUUCUUGUGACAACACUAACCACUCCAGCUUGGACAAAAGUUUCCCCUCCCACUCGCUGUGCUGCCAGUCAGUUCUUCUCCCAGAGUCUGAAAGUGUGUGUGAGGUGUGCCUCAGUUUGUCACAAUCGGGCCUAACCAGCUCCUCUGUAGGCUGCUCGUUCCCGUCCACGGCUCAAGGAGGAGACGAGUUGCAGUCUUAUCUCAGUAACUGCUGCCUACACCUACUACCUGCCGUGUCCUUAAAAACACCGACCUCAGUGGGCUGUAGCAACUUUCUUAACAGCUACAGCCCAUUCAGUCAAUACAGUGCCUGCUGCAGAAAAGAAUCUCAACUCAAUGAAUCACAAGCCAAAGAGGAGCUAGACGUGCAAAUACCUCCUCCUCUUUUCAUCCCUCCAUCCUCUGUCCCUCAUCAGGGAGGAGACAGCAUCACAGGGCUCCGGUGUCGGACUAACAGGACGCUCAGGUUUUAUCUGCUUGAUGUCGCUCUGAACUGGCCUCUGGCGGUGAGGCUCGGGGCAAAUAGCAACAGAAAUGCUUCUCUUCACCAAGACGCUGGUGCACAAGACGAUGGAUCGUUUGCAACUAUUGUGAACCUGAAGGAUGAGGUUCAUUAUGUUCUCCACCGCAGUCCAGCAGCCACGCUGACAGAGUCUCUGGAGGCCUUCAUCUGGAACUUCAGUGCUCCAUACACCCUUUUGCAGAGGCACUUGGUGGGAGAAGAAGACAGGAAAGGAGGGGAGGAGGAAACCAGGCAAACAGACAAACACCAGCACUCACGUCCACGCCUCCUCAUCACAGAACUGACCACUUCCUCCUUCCUGCCAUCCGUCAUGGACCUCCAAAAGGAUGUGCUGGUCAUCUACUACACUCAGUGGUGUGGAUUUUGCUCUGUUCUCAACCACAUCAUCAUCCAGCUGGCCAGAUUAUUACAGGGGAACAGCACCAUCACUGUGGCCAGGGUGAAUGUUGCACGUAAUGAUCUUCCAUGGGAGUUCAUGGUGGAUCAUGUUCCCUCUAUUCUUCUUUUUCCCAAAUACAGAAAACAUUUUAGUGUGAAGUUUCCUGACAACCUGCCCAUCACGUUACCCAACCUCCUUAACUUCGUCCUGCAGCACUCCGGCUCUGUACAAUAUGCAGACAGACCAGUGCCAGCUUCGAGCGAGGCGGAGGCUGCGGGCCCCAGCACCUUCCUCCGUGCAGAGUUUCUAGCACUCCAGCGAGAGGUCCAGGCGCUGCGUCACUCACGCGAGCGUCUCUCCCAACAGCUGGCGCAGCUGUGGCGCGACAACCGGCGGCUGACUUUUGACGCUUUCAGGUUAAAAGCCCAGAACGAAGGGCUGCAGAGAGAGAGGCAAAGCUUGGAGGAACAGCACCGGGAGAAAAGCCGGCAGCUCGGGGAGGCGGUGAAGCGGCUGCAGGAGCUGGCAGACGCCUCUGACAACCUGCUGAAUGAGAACACACUGCUCAGGGUCCUGCUGAGGGCGCUGAAGGACAGGACAGAGGCUACAGAGCAGGCAGAGGCGGACAGAAAAGGGGCCUCAUGGCCUCCUGACAACAAGUCUGCAGGAAAUCCUGAGAGCGACGCAGAGAAGAGGAGGAGAGAGGAAAGAGGGCCAGGAAAUGGAGGUAGGACAGAAAUGGAUGAGAAAAAGAAGAACAUGUGAUUAGACGUGGUGAAACAGGAGGGAUUUCUAAGCAAAAUGAAGCUUGAAUGAGGAGGUCAAGUAAAAACCCUAGGGGCAACAUGACCUGAUGAUUUCUGUCAGAGAAAAGAGCAAAUGAGGGGGAAAUGGCAGCUAUGAUCUGUCAGAGGAAAACUAAGAUAGCUGCUACGUCAGGAAAGAAAUAAGGAAACACGUAAAAGAAAAGAAGAAAGAUGGAUCGGUGGUGAGGGGAAAUAGCAGUGUUUGUUAGAGACGGAAUACUCUAAGCUGCUGUCAUGAUAGUGGGCUCAUCCACUCUUAGGAACACACUAGUGUGGUAAUUCAGUGCCAAUCAGAGCUUGCUAAAAAAUUAAAUUUCUGUUGGAAGGGUGAAGACGUAACCCUGAGUUAUGUUUAAUAUAUUACUCAGACCCUGCAGCCAAAUUCUCUACCUUCCCAAUAUUACUGUUUAAUCUCGAACAAAAGCUAUUAUUCAAAAAAAAAAAAUAUUCACCCCCAAAAAACAUGUAGCUUACUACACCAGCUCACAUGGUAAAGUAUAAUGUACAUUUCCACAGCACUAACUCAUGUUAUGCUCACCACUCUGCAGCUCUGUUUCUCUCUUUUGACAGAAAUGUUUUCAUAAUAAAUUCCAAUUGUUCCUUCUUUGCCUUCUUCUUGAUAUGAUGCUAAAAAACGUCCUGACGUUUAUC